UAACAGAUUUACCCAGUCAAUUACUAAGGCGAGACCUGCAGAGAAGUUUCAAAAUUCUCUCCUUAAACGGGAAUCCGCCUUUUUGCUCUCGCUCUAAUUCUCUCUCGAUUUCUCAAACAGCCGAACUACCUUUCAUUUCUUCUCAGUUUCCGGGGAAAUCGACUCUGGAAAUCGUUUGAUCUUGGCUUUGUUUGAUAGAGAUAAGAGGAGGUUAAAUGCCGAAUUGGGAACUGCAUAACUGCUGCAACCGAGACCAGGUCACGUUCUUGGUCACAGUUGGUGUCUUCACCGUCGUUAUUCUCGCGCUAUGGAGGACAGUGCUACUGACACCAUUUAAGCUCAUCACUGUGUUUUUGCAUGAGGCAAGUCAUGCAAUUGCUUGUAAGCUAACAUGUGGUCAGGUGGAGGGGAUUCAGGUUCAUGCCAAUGAAGGUGGGGUGACACAAACACGUGGUGGUGUCUAUUGGUUGAUCUUGCCUGCAGGAUAUCUUGGUUCAUCGUUCUGGGGAUUGGCUUUGAUACUUGCAUCCACAGAUCUUGUUGCCGCCAGAGUUGCUGCUGGCUGUCUUGUUCUGGCUCUAUUUAUUGUUCUGUUUAUUGCUAAAAAUUGGACACUUCGAGGACUUUGUAUCGGAUUCAUCAUAUUCCUUGCUAUAGUUUGGGUUCUUCAAGAAACCACUACAGUCCGAAUUCUCCGAUAUGUCAUUCUCUUCAUUGGUGUUAUGAACAGUUUGUUCUCUGUAUAUGAUAUCUAUGAUGAUUUGAUAUCUCGAAGAGUCAACUCUAGUGACGCUGAGAAGUUCGCUGAAAUAUGCCCUUGUUGUACCGGUGUUGGAUGGGGAGUAAUUUGGGGAAUGAUAUCGUUUUUAUGUCUAUGUGGAUCCGUGUACCUUGGACUUGUUAUCUUAUCUUGAGGUUGAGAGAUGGUGGUUCAUAUUCCUCGCUUCAUUUUACACUUGCUUCCCGUUUUCUGCUGAUGAUGGUUUGUGCACACCGAUCCAAAAUAUUGUCAGUUGGCCAGAUACCCAGAGAUUAGAAUACUGUAUUGUUCACAACUUCAUUCUUUUAGCCCCUUUUGGUUGGGUUUAAAUUUCUAUAUGAUCAGGGUGUAAAAAAAAUGUGACGCCAAUGUGCUUUGAUCUCUAUUUUGAAAUGUACACUGAUUCAAUUAAAUUUUAGUUGGGUUCAGCUGAUUUAUAUGAAUGGUCCAUUUGCAA
Molecule: messenger RNA, 1217 nt
Organism: Tripterygium wilfordii
Lineage: Eukaryota; Viridiplantae; Streptophyta; Magnoliopsida; Celastrales; Celastraceae
Exons: 10
Coding region: 216-914 (232 amino acids)
Source: RefSeq, a predicted model, not a curated record